Messenger RNA from Thermothielavioides terrestris NRRL 8126, 1278 nucleotides. RefSeq lists its product as uncharacterized. The transcript has a single exon. The record is from RefSeq and is a predicted model, not a curated record. Lineage: Eukaryota; Fungi; Ascomycota; Sordariomycetes; Sordariales; Chaetomiaceae. Bases 264 to 1154 code for a protein of 296 amino acids. Gene Ontology annotation, molecular function: protein binding.
GGCAUCGGAACCUGAGCGGCUCAGUUAUACGGGCGGUUGACCUACACUCUAUAAACGGACGACCAGACUCGAGCGUACUUCCCGCACUUCUCAGCGCCUCUCUAUAGCUACCGCCGACCAACGCUAGGCAGCUAGCUGCAUAUCAACGACCUUCCCGAACGAGGACCACCCUUGACCUAGCUCUCAUUAGGCCCUGGGCCCAAGACAUUGAGCAGACCGUUUCGCAGCUCAGGGCCAACACCGCCCCGCAGAUCUCGCUCGCUAUGAUUGAGGUGCUCUACAGCGGCCAGGCCUCCCUGGAGGGGCCUCGGUCGGCAUUCGACAGGGAAGAGCACAUGAACAAGGAGCUCAACCUUGCGCGGUGGGGCAAGCGUCCCCCUCGCAGGUCACAGACUCAGCAUGAGUACUUCCUUCCCGCACCGCCGGCGUUCACCGUCUCCACGAUCCGCCAGCAGGCCCACGUCAUCGAGAGGAGCCCUCAGAGGCAGCCGCCCUCGACGAAGGAGCCGAGCGAGCAGGAGGCGGACCGGUCGCGGGCGACGGUGCGCCGGCCACCCCUCGGACCUCCACGACGGUCAUACUCCACAACCGACCAGCAGCCGAUCCUACGCCGGCACCAGCCGGCAUCUAGGCUGGCGUUGAUGGACCUGCCCGCGGAGCUUCACUUCGCCAUCUUCGACUUCCUCGAUCCCAUCGACAGCACCUGCCUCGGCUUGACCAACAAGCACUUCUACGCCAUCCACCGACGUCUCCACGGUACCGUGCCCCUCACGACGCGCCGCAAAGGACCGAACGACCUCGAGUGGGCGUGGCAUCUGGCGGGCAAUAUUGUGCGGAAAAACCCGGCGGUUGUCGAUAGCAAGGACGCCGCCGCUGCGCCGCUCCGGGGGCUCGGGGAGAAGGAGAAGAGCGCGCUGUCGACGCUGCGGGUCCGGGGCCAGGGGUACUGCAGGAUGUGCGGCGUCACCCGGUGCCAGCUGCACAAGCACAUCCAGGAGUGGAUGGGCGAGGGCUGGGAGUACUGCUUCGUCAAGGAGAAGUUUGGGCCCAUCGCGCCCGAGGGCGCCAAGUCUUACUGCUAUAUGAGCCGGCCGGGCGACAAGCACAGGUGUGGAAGGCAUUUCGUCAGGAAGAACAAGGUCGAGCUGCGUUGAAUGGGACCCCUAAGUCAGGUAUCUAAGUUAAAGCGUCUCUGUUUUCCGUGCUCGGCGGUAGUUGAUGGGUCUGGGCUCCUGGAUUGGUUCAGAGCGGAAUGUAAUGCUAGCGCUGCGUUCUCCA